Molecule: messenger RNA, 2228 nt
Organism: Belonocnema kinseyi
Lineage: Eukaryota; Metazoa; Arthropoda; Insecta; Hymenoptera; Cynipidae
Product: venom carboxylesterase-6-like
Exons: 9
Coding region: 318-2063 (581 amino acids)
Source: RefSeq, a predicted model, not a curated record
GUUGAAAAGAAACUUGCUCACUCUAUUCCUAGUAUCAUCAUGAUAAGUAGUCUAAGUCUAAGGAUCUGGAACCCGUUUUCGUUUUCUUAAGACACAGUCGUGACUUUGCCUUCGCGUGGAGCGUAUAUACAGUAAUUUAUAAUUGUUGUAUCGCCGUUACCAGUUUCGUAUAUUUUGAUCCUGAAUUGAUAUCCAACGAUUUUUAUGCUUUGAAAUAAAAAAUAAAAUAUUAAAUCGAUAAAAAUGAAUCAAGUCUGGAACUGAGAAUUCGAAAAUUCUGGACUAUAGACUAUUAUUUUUAAUUUGUGUGAUUAAAAAUGACUUUAAUGGUCUCAAUUCUACUUGAAUCGAUCUUGAUUGGAUCGAUUUUUGCCACGUCGGAUCCUAUCGUUCAGAUAAAAAAUGGUACGAUCCAAGGUUCUUUUAUGAAAAGCAGAAAAGGAAAAGAAUUUGCUGCUUUUAGAGGAAUACCUUACGCACUUCCUCCAUUGGGAGAAUUACGGUUUGAGCCACCAAAACCAGCAGCUUCUUGGACCACAGUAUUGUCUGCCAAAACAGAUCCAAAUAUAUGCACUCAACGAAAUAUUUACACUCAUCAAGAAGAGGUUGUUGGAGAUGAAGAUUGUUUAUAUCUUAAUGUUUAUACACCCCAAUUAUCAUCUUCGAAUUUAGAUUCCAAAAACCAUAAAAAAUAUCCGGUUAUGAUAUGGUUUCAUGGAGGUGGUUGGGUGACUGGAGCUGGAAAUUUGGACUUUUAUGGUCCCAAAUUUCUACUAGAUCAUGAAGUCAUCCUGGUUACGGUUAAUUUCAGACUGGGCCCGUUAGGUUUUUUGAGUACGGAAGAUUUAAUAAUCCCUGGAAACCAAGGAAUGAAAGAUCAAGCACAGUCGAUCAGAUGGGUACAUGAAAAUAUUGUUGAAUUUGGAGGGGAUCCUAAUAAAGUAACUUUAUUUGGCGAAAGUGCAGGAGGCGUAAGCACACAUUAUCACAUGAUAAGUCCACUUUCCAAAGGUCUUUUCCAUCGAGGAAUUUCCCAAAGUGGAACAGCCCUAUGUCCAUGGGGAUUGGCAAGGCCAGGGUUAGCUAAAAAACAGGCUGAAAAAUUAGGCCAAAUUUUGAAAUGUCCAACGAGUGAUUCGAAAGAAUUGCUAAAAUGUUUGAAAAACAAAAAUAAUAUCGAUAUUAUAGCUACUGAUCGAGCUUUUCAGGUUUACGACUAUUGCCCAAUGAUCCCGUUUCGGCCAGUCAUAGAACCUGACCAUCCAGGAGCAUUUUUAAAAGAAGAUCCAGCAAUUUCUUUAAAAAGUGGAAGAAUUUCUGAUUUACCAUGGAUGACUGGAAUUACAUCACACGAGGGUGCUAUCAAAGUUGCUACUAUUUAUGGGUUCCGCGAUGGUCAAUUAGUAAAAGAUCUGAAUGAAAAUUGGGAGUCAAUCGCACCUCUGAGUUUACUUUAUGAAGACUAUUGUCCUGAUGAUAAAAUGAAAAAUGUAACGAAGAAAAUUCGAGAAUUUUAUUUGGGCGACAAACCUGUUGAUGAAUCCAGCAGAUUUGAUGUCAUCGACAUGUACACAGAUGCAUGGUUCUACAUCGCAGCUGACAAUGCUGUAAGAGAACAUCUCGAUAUUUUAUCAGCGCCAGUUUAUUAUUAUUAUUUCGCAUAUCGAGGAAGUGUAUCUUUUAGUAAAAUAUUUGGUGACGAAGUAAACGAUUAUGGAGUAUCGCAUGCUGAUGAUCUUCAAUAUUUGUUCCCAGUUGGUGAACAAUUAUUUCAGGAUACACCUUUGAGUGAAGAAGAUAAUAAAAUCAUCGAUGUUAUGACUAGUCUCUGGGUUAAUUUUGCAGAUUCAGGGAAUCCCACCCCAGAAGUUACGCAGGAAGUUCCAGUAAAGUGGAAACCAGUCAGAACUCAUGCGCUUGAGUAUCUCCAUAUAGGAAGUUCUAAGGAGAUUUAUAUGGAUCGGAAUUUACUUUCCGAAAGAGUAGAAUUUUGGGAUACUCUACCCUAUCGCAAAGAGAUUUUUGUUUUAAACAAAAAUCAUGGGUUUAAGGAUGAAUUAUGAAUUUUGUAUAAUUUUCUAAAGUUCGUAAACAUAGUUUAAUACAAAUGUACAAUUGCUUUUAGCUUAAUUUAAAUUAUAACUUUUUUGACAGAAAUUACUGAUAUUCCGACAAUUGUAAAUAUAAUAGUCAAUUUCUCUAUAUUUUUUUAUGAAUAUGUGAACAUG